GUGGUAGCGGUGGUAGCCCGCCGUGUCAUGGAGGAUCUCCUGCUGCAGAUCGUCAGGGAGUCGAAUAAUGCGAGGUUACAAAAUUUACGCAAAUCAGCGCAGGAAGCGCACGAUUUUUUGGAGAAGCAGCAAGGCUUGCUACGAGAUCCACCUCACGAACUCCGCGCAAAAUGCUUACAUACGUUUCAGCUAGCACUGGAGAGCAACAGGAGCAAAUUUAUUGCCUUCGGUCUUGCGGGAUUACACGUAAGCGAUAUAACAGAAAAUUCUUCCUUGUAA
Molecule: messenger RNA, 279 nt
Organism: Formica exsecta
Lineage: Eukaryota; Metazoa; Arthropoda; Insecta; Hymenoptera; Formicidae
Product: brefeldin A-inhibited guanine nucleotide-exchange protein 3-like
Exons: 2
Coding region: 28-279 (83 amino acids)
Source: RefSeq, a predicted model, not a curated record